AGUUUUGGCGCCACUGUUUAGCGGAAGUGGAGCUAGGUCAUAGUCUCGGCUGCUGGAGGAGCGUCGUGUUUUUGUUUUGCUUUAAUUUGUGGGGCCUUUUUUCUUAACCCCCCCUUAAAAAAAAAACAUCCUCCCAGCUGCGGCCACCACAAGUGUGAAGAUAGCGAUAGCCGCCCUGUCGGCCAGGAUGCGCGGCGACGAGUCGUCCGAUUCGGAGUCGGGCCGAAUGGAGGAGAGCAUCGCGCGGAGGAGUUUGGAAACGCUGUGUCAGGAGCUCAACAUGGACGAGCGCACGGCCACCGAAGCCAUGGACAACUUCACGACCAUCUGGAACACGUACACGCUGGAGGGUGAGGUAGUGCACUGGCUGGCCUGCUCGCUGUAUGCUGCCUGCAGGAAAGGAAGCACACCCACGGUGGGAAAAGGCCUGAUGGAGGGAAACUGUGUGUCGCUCACCAGGAUACUGCGCACCGCCAAACUCAGCCUGAUCGAGUUCUUCUCCAAGAUGCGCAAGUGGUCCGACAUGUCCAACCUGUGCGAGAACUUCCAUGUGCGCAUGGUGCGCCUGGAGCGCAACUUUGAGGUUUCCACUGUCAUCUUCCGCAAGUUCCAGCCCAUCUUUGCGGCCAUGUUUCGCAGCCCGCAUGGCUCCGAGGCGCCACCUCCUCUGCCGCGCCAGCCCCGCGGCCGGAAGCACCGCCGGCUGCCUUGUCACUCUGCCGACGUCUUCAAGUUCUGCUGGACGCUCUUUGUCUACACCAAAGGUAACUUUCACAUGAUCGGAGAUGACCUGGUAAACUCAUACCACCUGCUCCUGUGCUGUCUUGACCUGGUCUUUGGAAACGCGCUGAUGUGCGCCAACAGGAAGGACCUCAUCAACUCCGCCUUCAUCGGCACAUCGGGGGACGAAGUCCAGGCGUGUGCCGACGAGGCGUCUCCAUGCGUGUUGGAGAGAUUGUGCGAACUUCACGACGGCCUGGUGGUGGAAGCCAAAGGCAUCAAGCAACACUACUUCAGGCCUUACAUGCACAAGCUCUUCCGCAAACAGAUCCUGAAGGGCAACGAGAAUCUUCUGACCGAACUUUUGGAUCCCCACAACUUUAUUGACAACAACAAAGCGCUCAACCGCCAGUAUGAGGAGUACGUCUUGACGGUGGGAGACUUUGACGAGCGCAUCUUCCUGGACGCCGACGCCGAUGAGGAAAUUGGAACGCCCAGAAAAAGUUUCCAGCCACCAGCUGCCGCGGGCACAAGCAUGGGAAAGGCCACCGCCGCUCAGACGCAGCUGCAGCAUCACAUGGAGAAGACGGCCUCUCUGGCGCCUUCUACGCCUCUGACGGGUCGCGCCUACCUAAAGGAGAAGGAUGUGCCGGUGACGCCCGUGUCGUCGGCCACGCAGAGCGUCAGUCGUCUUCAGAGCAUGGUGGCCGGGCUCAGGGGUGCGCCCAGCGAGCAGCUGCUGCACAUCUUCAAGUCGUGCUCCAGAGACCCCACGGAGUCCAUUGUGAACCGGGUGAAGGCGUUGGGACACACCUUCAGAAAAGAGUACACAGACGACGCGGAUCACUCUUCAGGGUCGCACAUCGACUUUGCUGAGAGUCGCCUGAAGCUCGCAGAGAUUCUCUUCUACAAAGUUCUGGAGAAUGUCUUGGUGCAGGAGACCAAGAGGCUGCAAGGAAAAGACAUGAGUGCUCUACUGGAGCAGGACAUCUUCCACUGCUCUCUUCUGGCCUGCUGCCUGGAGGUGGUUUUGUUCUGCUACAGCUCCCAGCGGACUUUCCCAUGGAUCCUCGACGUCUUCAAGCUGGCCCCAUUCUACUUCUUCAAGGUGAUUGAGGUGUUCAUCCGCUCCGAGGAAGGCCUGUCCCGAGACAUGGUCAAGCAUCUGAACCUGAUCGAGGAGCAGGUGCUGGAGAGUCGGGCGUGGACAGCAGACUCCGCCCUGUGGAAUGCCUUGAGUGCCGCCGGCAAUAAGGUGCCCUCCGUCGAGGAGGUUAAUUUCCCGUCCAGUCUGGACUCUAGCAGUUCUGCUUCCACCGGCAGCGCCCAGUCCCACCUGCCCCUGGUGGCACUGUCGCCCAUCGUACAUCCUCGCAUCCAAGAGGUCCGAUCUGGAUUGGGCAGCAUGCGCAAAGAAGUUCCACAGUCUCCACUAUCGGUGCACGACCGCUACAGCUCUCCGGCCGCCGGCAGCGCUAAGCGUCGUCUGUUCGGCGACGACCCGCCGGCCUCCGUGACGGCGAGCGGCCCUGUUGCGUCUCCCACCAAACGCCUGACACUCAGCUCAGCCGGCACCCUGAAGAUCGGUCCCCAGGCGGGCCAGACGGCCGUGCUCAGCAUACCGCUGCAAGGAGGCGGCAGCGAGCACACCAUCACGCUGAUCCCCGUCCAGCCGUGCGACCCGACGGCCGGCGGCCCCACUCAAUUCUUGCUGACGGCCUCGCCCGGCCGCCCCCUUCCGCCGCCAACUGUUGCGGAGGCCCAGCCGGCGUGCGGCCGGCCACAGCGCACCGGAUCCCUGGCGCUUUUCUUCCGCAAGGUGUAUCACCUGGCUAGCGUGCGGCUUCGCGAUCUAUGCGCCCGACUGGACAUUUCGUGCGAGCUGCGCGCUAAGAUCUGGACGGCCUUUGAACACGCUCUUCUUCACGCCGCCGAACUCAUGAAGGACCGACACCUGGACCAGAUGUUGCUCUGCAGCGUCUACAUUAUUGCCGAACAAAUUUCUAAAGAGGAGCACACCUUCCAGGACAUCAUAAAGUGUUACCGCAGCCAACCGCAGGCCAGCAGCCAUGUGUACCGCAGCGUCCUUCUUCAUCGCACUCCCAGCCACCGGGUGGCGCCGUCUGAUGAGAACAUGGAGGUUGACCCUGCGUCGGAAGCAGAUUCUGCCGAGAAGACGCAAGCGGGCAAGGAGGAACGCGGCGACUUGAUCCAGUUUUACAACGACGUCUACCUGCUCAAGAUGGAAAGUUUUGCUAUGAGAUACGCUGCGCAUGACAACAGAAUGCCCGUGUCACCGUUCCCAUCAGUGCGUUGCCACCCGCCGUCUCCUCGUCGAGUGUCUCAGCGUCAUUGCGUUUACGUGUCGCCUCAUAAAGCGUCGAGGGGAGGCCUGGCGCCAAACUCUUUCACUUUCCGGAUCAACAGCAGCCCCUCCAAGGAUCUGUCCGACAUCAACCGUAUGCUGCGGCAAGGUUGCAACGGCCGCAAGAGAGCCCUUGGCAUGGAGAGUGAGCUGAUGAUGUCAGUGUGCGACUCCCCCAGCAAGCGGGCGUGUUCUGAGAGCACCGCCAGCAGCCCCGACAUUUUGCUAAAGAGGUUACAGGAUGUCGUGUCAGAGAGGCAGAGCCACUGAAAAAUGAGUGAGCACGCUAAUAUUGUUCAUCAAAGCGUCAAUGUUAACUUCUUAACAUGACUCCUAGCUAUAGCACUGAUGCUGCCAUGCUAACGUUACUGGUCAUUACUGAGCUUACACGCAUGACCAGUCACUGUGAAGCUAAUGCUUGCUUGGUAACAUAACCGGUCGUGACGGAGUUUUAACGUUAACUCCUUGCGGGACUGUAAACAUGGUAGUGUUAGCUGUUAAACUAGUCAAGACAGGGCUAAUGCUAACAUGACUGCUCAUUACAACACUGACCUGCUCAAGUUAAACGUUACAUAGCUAAUUAUGUCACAUAAUCCGUUGCUGUACAUCUAAGGCUAGCAUACUAACAUGACUGGUUAUUACAGUUACAUGCUAAUGUUGCUUUUCAUUCUGAUGCUACAGCUAACUCAUUACCCAACUAAAGUUAACUGACACAACGGGUUUCUGUGUUGGUAAUGCUAACGUUUAAGUUGAAGUGGUAAUGUCUUUGUGAGACUUUGGAAAAGGACUUUAUAGUUCUACGUAAGUCUACGUAAGAGUGUACCUGUUGUUCCACUCGAGUCGAAGGACAACUAUGAGCCUGUAAUGCUAACUGUUAGCAUUCUACAAGGGUUUGUUUUUAUUUGUUUUGGCUGCCAAUCCAAGUUAUCACAUUGGCUAUGUCGCCAUGAGAAAUUUGUGAAAUGUUUUUGAGAAGUUUUGAUCUUUUUGUGGUUUUUAAUUGGAAUUUGCUCGACUAUUUAAUGUAAUUGUGCGUGUGUGUGUGCGCGUGUGUAUCAUCUACACACGUUUGGUGAGCGUGUUGAACUUUUUCUUGAUCUUAUUCGGCCCCCUUGAACCUUUCAACAUUUUGCGACAUUUCAAACUUAAAACAUGAAGAUAUAAAAGUUUAAUUUUUUGUCAGGAAUCAACAACAAGUGGGAUACAAUCGUGAAGUGGAACAAAAUUCAUUGGAUAAUUUAAACUUUUUUAACAAAUAAAAAACUGAAAAGUGGGGCGUGCAAUAUUAUUCGGCCCCCUUGCGCUAAUAAUACUUUGCAGCGCCACCUUUAGCUGCAAUUACAGCUGCAAGUCGCUUGGGGUAUGUUUGUAUGAGUUUCACACAUCGAGAAACUAGAAUUCUUCCCCAUUCUUCCUUGCAAAACAGCUCGAGCUCAGUGAGGUUGGAUGAGAGCGUUUGUGAACAGCAGUCUUCAGCUCUUUCCACAGAUUCUCGAUUGGAUUCAGGUCUGGACUUUGACUUGGCCAUUCUAACACCUGGAUACGUCUAUUUGUGAACCAUUCCAUUGUAGAUUUGGCUUUAUGUUUUGGAUCAUUGCCCUGUUGGAAGAUAAAUCUCCAUCCUAGUCUCAGGUCUUUUGCAGACUCCAACAGGUUUUCUUCCAGAAUGGUCCUGUAUUUGGCUCUAUCCAUCUUCCCAUCAAUUUUAGCCAUCUUCCCUGUCCCUGCUGAAGAAAAGCAAGCCCAAACCAUGAUGCUGCCACCACCAUGUUUGACAGUGGGGAUGGUGUGUUCAGGGUGAUGAGCUGUGUUGCUUUUACGCCAAACAUAUCGCAAACUUGCACAGUGCUCCUUGAGAUGUUUAAAGCUUGGGAAAUCCUUUUGUAUCCAAAUUCGGCUUUAAACUUCUCCACAACAGUAUCUCGGACCUGCCUGGUGUGUUCCUUUGUCUUCAUGAUUCUCUCUGAGCUUUAAACAUAACCCUGAGACUAUCAAAGAGCAGAUGCAUUUAUACCGAGACUUGAUUACACACAGGUUUAUUCUAUUUAUCAUCAUCAGUCAUUCAGGACAACAUUGGAUCAUUCAAAGAUCCUCACUGAACUUCUGAAGUGAGUUUGCUGCACUGAAAGUAAAGAGGCCGAAUAAUAUUGCACGCCCCACUUCAGUUUUUUAUUUGUUAAAAAAAGUUUAAAUUAGCCAAUAAAUUAAGUUCCACUUCACGAUUGUGUCCCACUUGUUGUUGAUUCUUGACAAAAAAAUUAAAAUUUUAUAUCUUUAUGUUUGAAGCUUGGAAUGUGGCGAAAUGUUGAAAGCUUCAAGGCGGCCCAAUACUUUCGCAAGGCACUGUAUCUGUGUGUAACCACGUAGGUUAACUUGUGAAAUUAAAAUACAAUGUAAAAAACGUG
Syngnathus typhle (broad-nosed pipefish) is the source of this 5490-nucleotide messenger RNA. It is a transcript of the gene rbl1, whose product is annotated as retinoblastoma-like 1 (p107). Bases 188 to 3355 code for a protein of 1055 amino acids. Gene Ontology annotation, biological process: regulation of transcription by RNA polymerase II; negative regulation of G1/S transition of mitotic cell cycle; cell differentiation. The transcript has 21 exons. Gene Ontology annotation, molecular function: RNA polymerase II transcription regulatory region sequence-specific DNA binding. Gene Ontology annotation, cellular component: transcription regulator complex; nucleus; chromatin. The record is from RefSeq and is a predicted model, not a curated record. NCBI's taxonomy places the organism in Eukaryota, Metazoa, Chordata, Actinopteri, Syngnathiformes, Syngnathidae.